Molecule: messenger RNA, 4751 nt
Organism: Osmerus eperlanus (European smelt)
Lineage: Eukaryota; Metazoa; Chordata; Actinopteri; Osmeriformes; Osmeridae
Product: centrosomal protein of 95 kDa-like
Cellular component (GO): centrosome; spindle pole
Source: RefSeq, a predicted model, not a curated record
AGUAUAUUCAAGUUGAAAAUCACCACUUUUUACGACUGGUCGUCACAUGGUGCUUCCGGAAACAAAGAGUCCGUUUUCAUCCAAUCAAAAAGCUGUUGCAUUCGAAUAAUCUCUGGCUAGGUAAACUCCAGUACUCGUAGUUCCUCUGAUGAGCAGUCAACUUUGACUAGCCAUCUUAUAUGAGAACUACCAAAACUAGCUAGCUAUCGUGUCUAGCUACAGUUGCUAGCAAUAGUCUGUGAAAUAUUGUAGCAACCGAAAUUGUUCAGCAAUUAGAUCGGAUACGUUUUUUCAACUUGUUCUUUUCGACAGCUGUUUCAUGGGCACCCAAGAAGAAGACAGAGAUUGGGUGGACGUGGCAAAUGAUCUCCUCAGCAAGUGUCACAUAAACUUAAAGCUGAGGAAGGUGACUGACUGUGAUGCCAGUGUUUUUGUAGCGUUGUAUGAAGCCAUCUUGGGAGAGAAAGUCCCGGAUUACAUCGCUGCCCCUGGGAGUCAGGAGGAUGACAUCCACAAUAUCCAGUCAGUAAUCGACUCCCUGGCCCUGGACUAUCUUCAAAUCAGCCUGUCCCACAUCACAGGUGAAAACAUCGUCAGGGGCGACAAAGAAUCAGUCAAGAACCUUCUGGAGAUCUUUGAUGGUCUGUUGGAGUACCUCACAGAGCAGAUAAGCGAGGAGGAGUCACAAAAUGGAGAACCCAACGGUGCUCGCGUGGAGGAACUCCCCCAGGCUCCCCAGGCCGAGAACCAGGAGAACGAGGCCAUGUUGGAGAGAGGGUCCCAGUCUUCCAGUAUACAGUCUGCCGUCCAGUCGAGCAAACAUUCCCUCCACUCCUGGAACGCGGAGGAGAUCGGCUCGACCAAUGAGCUCAUUCAGCUGGGAGACUCCGCCCGCACGUUCACGGCCAAACAAGAAGGAGAAGCUCCCUCCCAGCCCACGGUGGCCCCGGCCUCCCCGGACCCCCAGGCCACCCUCCUGAGGGAGCCCCUGCGCUCAGCCAUCCCCCUCCAGCCCCCCUACCAGACCACCCCCCACAGGCCCGAGAGAGCCCCCCGCUCGCCUAGCCAGCCCCCCCUCGCCAAUGGCCUCUUUCACGGGCACGCCGAAGAGGAUGCAGUCCCUGUUACCACCGAGUGCCCCAGGGUAGUGGCUGACACAGUUGUUACCAAUGGGUUACAGUCCCCUGCCUCCAACCACUCUCCUGUGGAGAGUUUGAAGUCUGCGUCGAGAGCAGAGGAGGACAUGGAGCAGCUGGAGCGGGCCGGCCCAGGGCCCCGGAGGGUCCUGUUCCGCACCCAGCCGGACGUGCUCUUCCUCAGCCUGCAGGAGGAGACGGAGGGCUCCCCGCCUCCGGACACGGAGGAGGAGGAGGGGGAGGACGAAGACCAGGAGGAGGAGGAGGAGCGGGGCCUGGCGGCACGCGGGCAGCGGGGAGGCCGCUCUCGCAGGGAGAGGACGGGGCUCGGUGGUAACAGGCCAGCAGAGUGUGUCGAGCCUGGCUCCUGGCGCACACAGAAGAACAGAAAGGCAGAGCAGGAGUUGCACCACAUGUCUGAGAAACUGUCCCGGCGGCUGGAGGAGCUGGACGAGAUGUUGAAGAGAGCCCUGGGUGAGAGUGGAGAGUCGGGUGAGGUCAGAGAGGAGGACAAGGAGUCUCACCACAGCGACAGUGUCAUGGAGUGUCGCAGGAGAGACCCACAGAGACCCAAAGGCACUCGCCGCGCCCCCCCCAGCCCCCCGCACGCGCUCCCUCUCCCCCUCCCCUCCUCGGUGCCGGCGCUCCCUGCAGGGUCAGCUCGAGGGCGUCGCCAGGGAGACGGAGAGCUCCAGCGCGCGGAGACGCACGCCCGCCGCUCGCUCCCGCCGGGGGAGCUCCGGCAGAGGCGGAGCCAGGACUCGCACACCCAGCUGGUGGAGAAGGCGUAUGAGGAGGAGCUGAAGAGGUACGAGGAGAGGGAACGCCUCAACAUCACCAAGGAGAGGCUGAGGGCGCAGGAAGCGGAGCGGGAGUACAGGGAGGCCAUACUGAGGGACGCCCCCCCCCGGACCCCCAAACCAGCCAGACUGACGACGCCCCAACACCGCUCGCCAAGGACGCGGUCCAGCCUCACUCCUGGCCGCAGGCGUCACGAGAACAUGAGAAGAGCCGCUCCAAUGAAGGUGCAGGACAACGACCUCCUGCCCCAGCUCCUGGAGGAGCUGCCCCACCUGCACCUCUCCCCCCACGCCCUGGGCCGCAUGUGGGAGCAGCAGCUGGGCCAGGUGGAGCGCCUGCACUCCCUGGCGGAGGCCCCCCGGGCGCCCCGCAGUAAGCUCACCAGCAAGGUGGAGGAGGCGCAGAGGAGACACGACCUGCUGGUGGAGAUCAUCCACAGGGAGCAGGAGCACAACCGACGCCUGAGGGACUUCAAGGAGCGAAUCCAGCAGCAGAAGUCGGCCCGGAGCCAGCUGAGAGACCAGAGGCAGCAGAUCGCCCGCGCCAAGAAGUACCACAACGACUACCACGUCCAGCACCGUGCCCGCAUGAUGAGGGCGCGCACCAAGGAGGAGCGGAUGUUUAAGCAGGUGUUUGAGGAGGGGCUGGACUUGCAGAAGGCUCGCCUCAGGGAGCAGAGGGCCUACGCCAAGGAGCAACGUCAGGAGCACCACAGACGCCACCGAGACCAGAUCCAGUCUAUGGAGAACUACUACAAGGACCAGUUUUCGUUGCUGGCGGAAACUCUCGCUCAAGAACGGCAGGAGAUUCAAGUGCGGAAGAAGGCGCAGGAGAAGGCUCUUCAGAAGAUGAAGAGAGAACUCCGUUCCAAGAUGGAGCGGGAGAUCGGCGAGCUGCAGAAGAUCAUCAUCCAGAACGAUGACGAGGACUACUUCCGCGACCUGGAGGUCAAGAGGUUACGGGGUCGUGUGCAGAUGGCAUCCUUCCAGUACAACACCAGCUGUUUACACUGACCUCAGCGGUUAACUACGUAUAACUCCUAACUCCAUUUAACUUGGCUGCUAAAAACAAACUCGGUACUCUUGGACCAAGUCCUCUUCCAUUGUUUUAGAUACUUGAUUAUUUAAAAGUUUUUAAAAGAAUGACUUCUUCACUGUGUUUUUGGUGUGCUGUUGCAAAUACGACUAGUUAGAAAAUGUCUGGUACUUCCUUCGCCAAAAUGGGACCAUCCUGAAAUCGGGAUGCAACACUAAUAGCGAGAAUGAUUGUGUUGAAUGUCAGACCAGGACGAGAUUAUUAACUCCACCGUUUUCCCUUUAAAUCAAAGCAGAAUGUCUUCCGUAGCUUUUUUUUAAACAUGUCAGUGGAUUAUUUAUUUGAUUGUAUUGUUGUGUGUUUUCUAUGGUAAUUGACCCAACCUGUUGUGAUUAUCUGAUGCUGUUAAUCCCAAAUAGAUGUUAAUGUCCCUGUCCCCCCCCCCCCCACAUCCAUGGUGAUUGUACUAACGAACACACCAGUGUUGUAGCCUUCAGAGAACAGGGCUGGGUCAUGUAGGAACAUGACAUCAUGACAACACGAUUACAUAGGUGCAACAAUGUUAUAUGCACCUUCUGCCUUUCCUGUGUUUUGGGUAUAACGUCAUGUGAACCCGUGAUAAUGUCCCAUCAGUGUUGUACUAGUGACGCGAGCCUGUUAGUAGCUCCGUGGGCGUACGAGCACCGCCCACUGUGGCUCAGUGACCAGAUGAAGGUGUUGAGGCAGGUACAAAGAAGACACAGUGACACCGAUGUUUUUAUGAAACAUAAUGCUGCGAGUUCCAAACAGCAUCGUUUAUUGCUCUCAUUUUCUGCAAGAGGGUACAAGAGUUUUUUUUAAAUUUUUUAGUUAUUUUUUUCAUUAAUAUUCCGCUUUUUAUUUUUCUUAUUUACAGGUGUCAGUUAAAGCUCACAGAGCAGAUGGUGUGAAAACUAAACACACACACUGUAAUAAUAAAUACAAAAACAGACUGGAAAUAAAAAUGUGGAAAUAAAAACAGUUUUUUUUUGUUUGUAAAAUGUUUAAGUAUUUUUUUUUUUUAAGACAGCUUUUUGCAAAUUUAAUCAGAACUCAUUUACACACGCACGGAAAACGUUUACUUACAUACACGCGCGGAGAAGGGAGUACAUCUCAGCCUCUGAAGUCGCACUGAUCGGUCGGCUACAUGUAGAAGUAGCGCUAAGCGAGUGGAACAUGCUACAAAGCAACCGGCUACAACACAGUCCAUGCUGUCCCCUCUUCCAUCCAGACACACCAGUUUCAUUAUCCCCACAGAAGUCCACAACGUUAGAUGCAAAUGGCAGAAGCGGAGAGGAAACAGUGUGUGCACUGGACAUGUUAAAGUGUGCAUAUAACGUGUGUGUGUAUAUACUGGAUAUCUACACAAAAAAGUCAAUCAGUCCAUUAACUAUUUGGUAAAUAGAAGGAAGUUUCUGAUUAUAACUCGCAAAUCUAAAGUCUGCGUGUGCAAAAAAAAAAAAAGUAUAGUUUAAUGCAUUUUUAUUCUGUGUUCCUGUCAGGUGAAAAGGUAAAAUGUGUCAUGAGUCGCUUGUGACCAAUAGUCUGUGCUGUACAAAAAGCACCGUUUAGGAUACUUCAAUAUUCUCUCUGGAGAAGCUAUGGCUUCACCGUAAAAAAAAAAAAAAAAACACUGGAAAGAGAGAUGGGUCUGUGUAUGCGUGUGAAUUUUCAGUAAGAAAACAGUCCAUGGUCGUAGUCGAUUGCUAUUUGACAGGCAGCAUAUUAUAGAUAUAUAUAUAUAUAUAUAUAUAUAUAUAU